Molecule: messenger RNA, 239 nt
Organism: Rhea pennata
Lineage: Eukaryota; Metazoa; Chordata; Aves; Rheiformes; Rheidae
Gene: GNGT2
Product: G protein subunit gamma transducin 2
Exons: 3
Coding region: 30-239 (69 amino acids)
Biological process (GO): G protein-coupled receptor signaling pathway
Cellular component (GO): heterotrimeric G-protein complex
Molecular function (GO): G-protein beta-subunit binding
Source: RefSeq, a predicted model, not a curated record
GGGGGAGACCCUCGUCCCCGUAGGGCAAAAUGGCUCAGGAUAUGACAGAGAAGGAACUGCUGAAGAUGGAACUUGAUCAGCUGAAAAAGGAGGUGAAGAAUGAGAGGCAAAUGGUCUCCAAGACCGGCAAAGAGCUCAAGGAAUACAUCGAGUCCAUGGCGGGAGAGGACCCGCUGUUGAAAGGCAUCCCCGAGGACAAGAACCCGUUCAAGGAGAAGGGCGGCUGUACGAUAAGCUGA